Molecule: messenger RNA, 588 nt
Organism: Anisakis simplex (herring worm)
Lineage: Eukaryota; Metazoa; Nematoda; Chromadorea; Rhabditida; Anisakidae
Source: the annotation of a GenBank genome assembly
AUGUCAAGCCGUGAAACUGCCACAUUUAGUUGUGAAACGAGGAGAGCGUAUAUCGCUACGCAAGCACCUUUACCUCAUACCUUCGGUGAUUUCUGGGAGAUGGUUUGGCAGGAACGAUCGAAUAUUAUCGUUGUUAUCACGAAACUGGUCGAGCACGGAAGGCGUAAAUGUGAUCAGUAUUGGCCUUGUUCAGCGGGGCAAUCACAAACGCAUGGUAAUUUCACGGUAACGCUCGACCUAGAACGGCCCAAUGCACAUUUCGUUCAUCGUUUCUUAACACUCAAGUCUUCACAUUGCCUUAUGACGGAGCGCCAAGUCCACCAGGUGCACUUUACUUCUUGGCCGGACCACGGUGUACCGUCGAAUGUAUUUCCGUUGUUGUCUUUCUUGAAAUAUGUAUCCGAUAUUCACAGCACAGGACCGAUCGUUGUUCACUGCAGUGCCGGUGUUGGACGUUCAGGGUCUUUCAUGCUAAUUGAUAGCAUGCGAAGGCAUUUGGUGGUUUCUGAUUCACUUAAUAUUGAAGCACAUCUGAGGCAUAUACGGCAGCAGAGAGCGAAGCUCGUGCAAACAGUGGUAACGUUUUGA